AUGACGUCCCCUACAGAACGAGAUGACGGUCAUUCUCUAGAAGCCCAUAGGGAGCUGGUUGACUGGAUUAUCAGCCAUGGUGGCCAAAUCAAUGACUGCGUCCGUGUUGCGCAGGAUGAGUCGCGCGGCGUGCACAUCCAAGUCAAGAAAGACUGGGCUCAGCCAAUCAGCAAAGAAACGAGGGUUCUCAGCACGCCUCUGCCGGUGACGAUGUCCUAUUUCAAUGCGAUUGGGCUCGAGUUACCCGAAAUUUCGUUCUCCAAGCAUGACGUGGAUCUGCCCCGUGGCUUUAUUGAUGCAGUUGGACCCGAGGAGACAUCCACGUUCUUCCUCAUGGGUCAAUUUUUGCGUGGCCCUCGAAGCUUUUGGUAUCCUUAUCUGCGGACCCUGCCCCAGCCAGGCCAGAUGACUACACCUCUGUUUUUCGACGAAGAGGAUGUUGAUUGGCUUCAGGGCACAGGCAUUCCCGAAGCAGCGGCGCAAAGAUAUCAGAUUUGGGAUGAAAAAUACGAGAAUUGCAUGUCGAAGCUAGAGGAGCUAGGCUUUACCGGUCUUGAGGAGUAUUCAUGGUAA
Molecule: messenger RNA, 573 nt
Organism: Penicillium macrosclerotiorum
Lineage: Eukaryota; Fungi; Ascomycota; Eurotiomycetes; Eurotiales; Aspergillaceae
Exons: 2
Coding region: 1-573 (190 amino acids)
Biological process (GO): peptidyl-lysine monomethylation
Molecular function (GO): protein-lysine N-methyltransferase activity
Source: RefSeq, a predicted model, not a curated record